This is a messenger RNA of Drosophila suzukii, 2841 nucleotides long. RefSeq names its product lethal (2) giant discs 1 (gene l(2)gd1). Lineage: Eukaryota; Metazoa; Arthropoda; Insecta; Diptera; Drosophilidae. Gene Ontology annotation, biological process: regulation of transcription by RNA polymerase II. Gene Ontology annotation, molecular function: RNA polymerase II cis-regulatory region sequence-specific DNA binding; DNA-binding transcription repressor activity, RNA polymerase II-specific. Gene Ontology annotation, cellular component: nucleus. The record is from RefSeq and is a predicted model, not a curated record.
AACAUUUCCUGCGUCACCUUAACUUUUAUCCCCAUAAACAUAAACAGCGCUUGCGACGCAAUUAAUCAAAGGAUUUUAAAGGCUUUAGAGCCCUAUUUUAGGUUUUUAAUAACCCUCGAGUAAUCUAGGAUGUUCUCCAGAAAGAAGCCAGAGCCAGCCAAGCGAAGGCAGCACGAUUUAUCGCAGUUUGGGCUUACGGAAAUCCCAGAUGACUUUGAUCCCAGCGCUGGAUACGGCGACGACGAUGGUGGCGACAGCGACCUGGAGGCGGAGCUGGCUGCCAUAGCCGGCGGAGGUGGAGCCAGACCGAAAGCCAAGCCCAAGGCGAAGUUGCUCCCCGCCAGUGACUUGGACAAAAUGAUUGCCGACAGCUUGCGUGAUGUCAGCGACGAUGAUGAUGAUGAUAAUCUAGAAAACGACUCAGAUUUGCUGGGCGAGCUCAGCGGAAUUGGUGGCGUAGAGGAGGCAGACGAAGAAGAGCCUGUAGCCCAACCACCAGCUACCAGUGAGGAACCCGUCCAAACCUUCCUGCCCACUACCACUGUGGACACGUUGGGCAUCAUCAAGCAGCGCCUAGAAAUAUAUAAGCAGGCCGAGGCAAAUGCCAAGGCUGCAGGAGAUGCGGGCAAAGCCAGGCGUUUUGGAAGAGGUCUUAAGACCCUGCAGGACCUGCAUAAGCAGGCAGCGGCCGGCAAGUCUAUUAACGUGGAUGAUAUACCCCCGGAAGUCAGUGUAAAGCCAGCUGGCGGACAGGCUACUCCAGUGGCUGCAGAGGAAUCACCAGCUCCUUCGACUCCUGUUUCCCCUCCUCCUGUACCGAGUCGUGCAGCUCCAGCUCCGCCGACUCCCACCUCGCCAGUGGCACCCACCACAUCUGUUGCUCCAACCACGCCUCCAAAUCCCCUCGUGGCACAAAUGCGCAACCGUCAGAACGAGUACAAGGCUGCUGCACUACAAUCUAAGCGCAGCGGUGACACAGCUACUGCCCUUCAGUUCCUUAAGGUGGUGAAACAGUUCGAUGUCGUGGUGAAGAUGUGUGAGGACGGCCAAGAAGUUGACCUCAGCGAUAUGCCGCCACCGCCAGCUGAGUUCCUAGAAUUCCUCAAAAAAAUGCAAGAGGGAGCUGCUCCAGAAGUUGUCGUAGAACCUACUCCUGCACCAGCUCCUGCACCUGUUGCUCCUGCUCCAGCUCCGGCUGAUGCCACAAACAUGGUGGAGGCACUGCAUCAACGUUUGGAGAAAUACCAAUCCGUGGAGGCGGCAGCCAAAGCUGAAAACAAUACUGGAAAGGCCAGGCGCUUUGGAAGGAUUGUGAAGCAAUACGAAGAUGCCAUUAAGUUGUACAAGGCGGGAAAACCUGUGCCUUACGAUGAACUGCCCGUGCCACCCGGCUUCGGACCCCUGCCCACUGGGGAUACUGCUCCGGCAGCGCCAGCACCAUCACUUCCCACAUCACCUACAUCGCCCCCCGCAACGGCCAGUACUUCCGCCGGGGGAACUCCCUCUAGUUCCAGUGCGACCACGCCAACAGCUCCUCGAAAAGCGCCCUCCCCUCCACAAGCCAAGGAGCUGACCACACGCACGUCUGGCAAUCAGCAAAAGAACAAUCUCGCCGAGCAGCAAAUGAAGCUACUCCUCGAGCGUCAAAAGGAGUUUAAGCUUGCUGCCAUAGAGGCCAAAAAAGCCGGAGAGAUCGACCAGGCGAAGGAGUACCUCAAGAUAUACAAGGGAUUUGAUUCGCUUCUUAAUGCAGCCAGCAGUGGGUUGCCAGUGGAUCUCAGUACACUUCCGGUACCACCCUCCCAAAGGGACAAUCUGGAAGCAUCAUUCGCCAUUGUGUCCGCCGAAGAAUGCGAUCCGAACGAUGACAUCUGCGAGAUUGGUGUUCGCAUGGAGGAACAGCUCGCAAAGCAGCUGAUGAUGUGCAAAAAUACCCGAGAUCAUCACAAGGCUAUGGGGGAUGUAGCAGGCAUGAAUCGUUUCGAAAAUUUGGCUCUUACCGUUCAGAAAGAUUUGGAUUUGGUGCGAUAUUCCAAGCGAAAGAACGAGCCACUGCCAAAGUUUCACUAUGAGAAGCGAAGCUUCAAUAUUGUACAUUGCAAUACAGACCUUACGGACUGUGAGCUGGAAAUUGUUGUGGUCCGAGGAAUCAACUAUAAUGUGUCCAAUCCCAAGGAUGUAGACACCUAUGUUCGCGUAGAGUUUCCCCUGUUGAAUGAUGAAUCUUUUAAGACUAAAACCAAUGUUAUUAGAGACACCAGCAGUCCAGACUACGACGAACGCUUUAAGGUUGAAAUUCAGCGAACCAAUCGUCAGUUCCAGAGAAUCUUUAAGCGCCAUGGCGUCAAGUUUGAAAUAUAUUCCCGGGGCUGCAGUAUAGAUUGUUGUGGACUAAGUCGUAAACUGCCCCUGUGUUGUUUCAGAGGGUUCCUGCGAUCGGACACGUUGAUUGGAACCGUAAAUGUCAAGCUGCAGCCGCUGGAGACCAAGUGUGACAUUCACGAUACCUACGAUCUUAUGGAUGGCCGCAAGCAAGUGGGAGGCAAACUGGAGGUCAAAGUACGCGUUCGCAACCCCAUUCUUACCAAGCAAAUGGAGCACAUCAACGAAAAGUGGCUGGUCCUGGACGCCUAGAGCUGAACACUUUUUAGUACAUUAGUUAUUUGCUAAAAGCAAACAAAAUAAUCAUUUGUUUUAUUAUAACACGUCUCUCGGCGGUUGUUCCCGAUUAAGAUACUAAGUUAUUCCUUUGUAAAUAUCCCUUAAUGGGAAUUAAAAUAUCUAUAUACGCUUUAGCCGAUUCCGUCGCAGGAUAAAGGCAUUUAUAUAUUACGAACACAA